AUGAAAAUUUUAUUUAAAAGUUUUAUAAAAAUAUAUUUAAAAAAAGGUAAAAUAAAUAAAAGUAUAAAAUUAUUAAUAUAUAUAUUAUAUUUAUUAAAAAAAAUAACUAAAAAAUCUGGUAUAUUUAUUUUCAAUAAAGCAAUAAAAAAUUUAUUAUUACCUUUUUCAUUUUUUAAAAUGAAAAUUAAUACAAAUAUAUAUAACAUACCUAUUAUUAUAUCUUAUGAACAAUCUAUUUUUAAUGUAUAUAAAUUAUUUAAUAAAAUAAUAAAAAUUAAAAAUAUAAUAUUAUAUAAAUUAUUUUGUAAAUAUAUUGUUUUAAGUUAUAAUAAAGAAGGGAAUUUAUAUAAAAAUAAAUUAAAUUUAAUAAAACAAUUUAUUUCUAAUAGAGUAUAUAUAUAUUUAUUAGAUAAAUAUAAAAAUAUGUAA
Messenger RNA from Plasmodium relictum, 429 nucleotides. The record is from the annotation of a RefSeq genome assembly. Lineage: Eukaryota; Apicomplexa; Aconoidasida; Haemosporida; Plasmodiidae.